AUGUCAUUCUGCACGGUUACCAAGAUUAUCCUCCUUCUCGCACUCUGGGGAGCUGGAGGGUUCGCCCACAUGCAGAUGAGCAAGCCGCUUCCCAUUCGAAGUCCUUUGGACUCAUAUCCCACCGGGCCUGUGGACUACGGUUAUACCAGCCCAUUGAAUGCGUCCGGGAAAAAUUAUCCUUGUAAAGGGUACGAAAAGGAUCCUUUUGUCUCUCAGGCAUUCUAUGUCCCGGAAUCGUCAUACGAAACCAAGAUUCAAGGACAUGCACCACAUGGAGGAGGCUCUUGCCAGCUUUCGCUGAGCUAUGAUCAAGGCCCCCCUGGGGAAGCGUUGUUUGCUUGGACGUGGUUCAACAGAAUUGGAAACCGCGAGAUGUAUAUGAACUGCGCCAUGGUCACUAUCGGUGAUGCUCCCGACAGUUUGAAUGAUAACAAAAACGUCACAAACAGUCCGAAGUUUGAGUCUCUUCCAGAGAUCUUUAUUGCAAAUAUCAAUGGUGAAGGGAAAUGCGUUACUUUUGAGGACCAAAACGUUAGCUUCCCUCUUCCGGGUCCCAAGGUCAUUGGGAAGCCUGAUUCCAAGGGAUACAAUUGCACUGAAGAUGCUGCAUUUCUGGACAAGAGUCCAACUAAGCAAGAGCCCAAUCCUAAAAACAACUCAGGCCAGACAACGCUGCAUGUGUUCGACCUCAAACUGCAAAUAAUCCCCAUACUUUUCUGUUUGCUGGUGAAUUAG
This is a messenger RNA of Penicillium verrucosum, 735 nucleotides long. RefSeq lists its product as uncharacterized. The coding region runs from base 1 to 735 and encodes 244 amino acids. The transcript has 2 exons. The record is from RefSeq and is a predicted model, not a curated record. NCBI's taxonomy places the organism in Eukaryota, Fungi, Ascomycota, Eurotiomycetes, Eurotiales, Aspergillaceae.